Messenger RNA from Symbiodinium necroappetens, 2808 nucleotides. NCBI's taxonomy places the organism in Eukaryota, Dinophyceae, Suessiales, Symbiodiniaceae. The record is from the annotation of a GenBank genome assembly.
AUGACCGCUGCCAAAACUGGCCAAGCCAAAAAUAAGGCAAAGGUUGCCGCAGAGUCAGAGCCGAAGGCCCCGGCUAAGGACCAGCUGCCAGAGUCAGAGAAGGUGCCUGUGCAGAAGAUUCCGCCACCUCCAGAGUCUGCAGACCAAGGGCAGCUUGCAGCAGAGUCACUGGAGCCCCCAGCUCUUCCGGCCAAGGAUGAGGAGGCCAAGAGGAUGUCUGCAUUGAGUGUCAUGCAGCAGGUGAUCAAAUAUGUUCACCGUCGCUGGGCUGUGGAGUGUGGCCUUUCCGGAGAGUCAAAGCUUAAGGACCUGGCGCCGCUUUCCAUCGAGAAAAACAAGGCUGUGCAAACAAACUUUCGAGAGUCAUGGAGCCCUACAUCCUGUCAAGUGUCAAUGGAGCGAAGAGACAUGUACGAGGCCGGAGGGUCACUCUUUUGGUUGGAUGGGUUGGUCACGCUUGCUGGCUGGAAGGAUGAGCCUGUCUUGGUGGAACCUCCAUCCAUGUGGGAGGUUUUGGAGGCCGAAGAGGUCCUUGUGCCAGAGUGUCAGAACCAACUUUACUUUGGCGACCCCUUCUUGGCCUUCGUGCAGAACUAUGGCAACGGAGUCAGCUUCCCAAGCGGGAUGAGGCUGAUGAGGGGUAUCCUUCCCCUUUUUGCCUGGUAUGUUGCUGCAUGCAGAGUCAUCCUGGAGCCUCUGAGCAAGGCCAGAACUGAGAGGUUGACGGCACUGCACACCAUGGCACUGACAGUGUCAAUCCGAGCCUACUACUACAACCCCAGAGAAGGCAAGAGCAACAUCAUCCUGCGAUCUUUGCAGAAUUCCGAGAAGAGCAAGAUCACUGCUCCUGGUGACUCCUUUCAGAUGUUUGUGAAGAAAUUGGGUCAGUUCAUGGAGUCUGCCCCCAAAGAAGAGUCAGACUCACAGCCCAAGUUGCUCAAGUUCCUUGUGGACAGGAACAUUCGCUUCAAUGGCAGCCUUGUCAACCGCACGCUUCUUCAAGCCUCGGUGAACUUUUACAAGCUGCUGACUCCAGGGAUAGAGUCAACACUGGAUGCAAUUCAGCGCGAAUUUGGGCGUGCUGUUUGGUCUGCCGGCUACAACAAGAUCAUGCGUCUGUGUCAGAUCGCAGCCAAGAUGGCCGGUGAUUGGCCCACGGAAGUGUCAGUGUCAGACUUGGUGCACUUUGCCCUGGACUGCUGCUUGAUGCAGCUUCGCCGCAAACAGUGUGGGCCUGAGUUCUACAAGAUGGAGACCUUGGUGACGGAGAGAUCUGGCUGGGUGCCUAUCACCUGCUUGAAGUGUUACCUCAUCAUGCACCUGUUGUCGGUGUCAAAGGCAGCCGCCGAGAAAGAGUCCGAGUCAAAAAGUGCUACUUCGCGGCUACCAAAAAAACUUCUGCACGAGGCAAUGCAGAAGGUGGCUUCUCCUUCGUCCUACGACGAGAAUGUCCCCUUGCCACGGUCGGAGGAGGCGGAGGAUGUCCUUGAGGAAGGGCCAGGGCCAGCGUCAGCGUCAGCGUCAGCUUCCAAGCCCAACGAAGAGCAAGCUUGCGCAGACGCAAUGGCCAGGGUCACAGAGAUGCUCUCAAAGGCGGGCCGCGCUUGUGUCGAGCUGGUGCGGGACCUCAUGGAGGGCAAGCACGAAGACGCACUCGCCAAGCUGACCAGUGUCAAAGACCCCCUGUACCACCUGAUGGAAGGGUCAGCGUCAGAUGCAAAGCAUUUGGGAAAAGCUUUCAGAGCGUCAGUGUCAACCAUGGUUGCUUCGGCUUUCGCGUCAGAGUCAGGUGACGCUCCUGUGAGUUUUCGGGAGUUGGCCCGUAAGUUGUCGGAUCCAGAGCAGCCUGACGAAGCUCAGAAGGUGCAGCGUCAGAAGGUCUGGCAGCAGGCGCAGCAGUUGCGCAAAAAGACGGUGCAGCUGGCGCUGUGGAAGGGCACCGUCGACUCCUUGAAGACGCUCGUCGACAAGUCCGUCUUCAAGCAGUGUCAAGGCAAGCUCAACGAAACCCACAGGGUCAUCUUCUUCUCCGCGGACCUCUUGGAUGAAGCCAAAGGCACCUGGCAAAGGCCAGUGUCAAUCGCAAAAGACAGCGCAGACCCGAUCAUGAAGUUCCUUGAAGACUUCACUUGGAAGGAGCACGACAUCCUCGUGCUCUUUGAUGGUGGCAACCAAGCCAACAGAGACUACCUCCGUGCAAGUGUCGGCGCCAAGGGUCAAAAGAAUUUGAAUGAGUUCGUGCUGCUGUACUCUCGCAGAAGCAGGAUGUCCAGAAGCCGCAAAGUGUUCUGUGCCAGCCAGCGCAUGGAGACUGGCAUCAUCAAGACCUUCGUUCCACGAAUCAGAGUCAAUGUGAAGGAGCGAACUGACAUGUAUGCCAUCCCGACGCCGGACAAGAAGGAGGUAGCCACGACCCACGACCUGAGCAUGGUGGGGUUGCCGCCUCUUGAAAGACGCCCCAAAAUCAGCGUCACUGAGAAGGCCAAGAUAUGGAGUGACAUCGAUGAGCCCCCCAAGUACAGGCUGGAAAGUGUCCCCAUCUACUGGGCAGAGUCAAAGCCCUGGGACUGCUGGGACACAUUGUUGGCGUGCUUGGACGCCGGCGCCGUCCUCGAUUUGACCCCAGGGUCAGGCCUACUUGCCAGUGUUUGCAUGGCUGCUGGCAUAUCCUACACCGGCAUCACCAGGUCGGAAGACUUGUCGGAGUCAGUGAGAAAGCUCUUCGAUGACGUCUUGAGGGAGCUGAAUGAUGCCGAGCUCCAAGAGUCAGACGAGGAUGACAUGGGUGACGAGGAUAUGGCUGACUGA